AUGGGGAGCUCACAGCAAGCUGGAUGGUGCAAGAAACCCACAUCACCCAUAAACGGAAGAACUGCUUUGAAAGUUGUCAGGAAGACCAUAUACACCAUUAUUAUGCUCACCAUCACUGUGGUCACAGGAGCUACAGGGAACAACAGAGUGUCAGCGAUGGUAGGUAACAGCUCUGUGCUCACCUGCCCUCCCAAAUCAAAUACAACUAUGGUAACAUGGAAAAUAAGCCCCAAGGUUGGAGGCCCCUGCACCCUGGGAUACAGGGCUGAUCAGAACAAGACAGACAGAACAAACUGCAGUGACAGCAUGAACUGGAAAUUCAGACCAGAUCGGGAUCCUGCCCUUGAGAUACGGCAAGUGGGAAUAGCCCAUGAGGGAAGUUACACCUGCGAAGUAGUAGCAACAGAAGGGAAUUUCCACAAGACGUACCACCUGACCGUGCUAGUCCCCCCCAGGCUGACCCUGUACUGUGAUGACCAGGGGACCCCCGUGUGUAAGGCAGCAGCAGGGAAGCCGGCUGCUCAGGUCUCGUGGGUCCUAGAGAGCAACUCCACCCCCAAGGAAGAAGGCCAUGACAACGGGACAGUGACUGUUCUCAGCAAGUUCACGGCGUACAGCACCAACGUGACUAAUACAACCUGCGUUGUGUCCCACCCAGCUGGGAACCAGAGCAAGUCCAUAGCCUGUCAUCCCUCAAGUACGCUUCCCUUUGUGUGUUCGACAUUCAAAACCCUGUUUAGCCUUCUGUGCACACACUAA
Aptenodytes forsteri (emperor penguin) is the source of this 759-nucleotide messenger RNA. RefSeq names its product cell surface glycoprotein CD200 receptor 1-B. NCBI's taxonomy places the organism in Eukaryota, Metazoa, Chordata, Aves, Sphenisciformes, Spheniscidae. The record is from RefSeq and is a predicted model, not a curated record. Bases 1 to 759 code for a protein of 252 amino acids. Gene Ontology annotation, cellular component: external side of plasma membrane. The transcript has 3 exons. Gene Ontology annotation, biological process: regulation of neuroinflammatory response. Gene Ontology annotation, molecular function: signaling receptor activity.